Cornus florida is the source of this 884-nucleotide messenger RNA. RefSeq names its product profilin-1-like. Bases 123 to 518 code for a protein of 131 amino acids. Gene Ontology annotation, cellular component: cell cortex. Lineage: Eukaryota; Viridiplantae; Streptophyta; Magnoliopsida; Cornales; Cornaceae. Gene Ontology annotation, molecular function: actin monomer binding. The transcript has 3 exons. The record is from RefSeq and is a predicted model, not a curated record.
AUGACAUUUCGUUGUUUCGACGCUAUCAUCUCUCUUCACCCAAGAAGACCCCGAACAGAGUCUGAGCUAACACACACACACACACAAAAAACACAAAGAAGCCGAAGAAAGUGUAAACGAGGAUGUCGUGGCAAGUGUACGUGGACGAGCACCUCAUGUGCGAUAUCGAAGGCAACCAUCUCACCUCCUCCGCCAUCAUCGGCCAAGACGGCAUCGUCUGGGCCCAGAGCGCCUCCUUCCCUCAGUUCAAGCCUGAAGAAAUAACUGCAAUAGUGAUUGACUUUGAGGAACCUGGUUCACUUGCUCCAACUGGCUUGUACCUUGGUGGCACAAAAUACAUGGUGAUACAGGGCGAGGCAGGAGCUGUCAUUCGAGGGAAGAAGGGACCUGGAGGUGUUACUGUUAAAAAGACAAAUCAGGCCUUGAUCAUUGGUAUCUAUGAUGAACCAAUGACUCCAGGCCAAUGCAACAUGAUAGUUGAAAGGCUUGGUGAUUAUCUCAUUGAACAGGGUCUUUAAUUGGUUUGGUACGUUUAAUGACUUAUUUCAAAUUUUCUUAGCCUCUUUACAGGCUUGCAUCCAUAUAUCUGCUGUUGGAAUGGUUGCAGUGAUAUAAUAAUACAACAAGUAUAUGAGGUUGUGGAGAACUCCUUGUGUUAACAAUUGGUGUUUGGUGCUACAGAAGUGAUUGGAUUUCAUCUCUUCCUGAAUUUAUGUUUUAUCUUUUGUACUCUCUUUAUGAGAAGUGUUAUGGUUGGCUUGAAGUGCAGUACUUGUCUGCUUAUGGUUUUCUUUUCUUUCUUUUUUCUUUUUCUUUUUAUUUUUGGUGGAUAACUUAAUUGAUUGACAUCUUUCACAAGUAUAAUAUCUGGUUUGUGUGAUAAA